AAUGGGUGCAGGAUAAGUGAAAGCCACUUGUUAUAAUCUAUAACCCUCCAACAACGUAAAUUUCCCACGAAAACUAGCCACCCUUUUGACUAUUCUGCAAAACCCCCAACUCAAAAUCUGAACGUGACCACAUACAAAAUGACCAAAAUUAUUCAUGACAACAAAGAACUUACCCCCACAUACCAAAUAUUGUAAGACCGAACAUAGCAUAACUCACUACCUACACAUAAGCAAAACCCUUGACCAACUAAAACAAACACAUGCCCUCUUACUUAAAACCCUACCUAAAACCCACCACCAAAAUUAUUUAACCCAAUUUCUCUUCCAUCUCCUUAAGCUAUCCGGUGAUAACUUGAGCUAUGCACGCCAAGUGUUCGACAAAAUACCCAAUUGUAGGAAUCAAUUCCUCUGGACUUCCCUUAUACGUAGCCAUGUUGUUCAUACUCAAUUUAGCCAUUCCAUUUGGUUGUAUGCUAAAAUGCAGCGGUUGGGUGUAUUGCCAUCUGGGUUCACUUUCUCUUCCGUGCUCAAUGCAUGUGCUCGUAUGCCGGCAUUUCUUGAAGGCAAACAAGUGCAGGCUAAAGUAGUGCAAUUAGGUUACUUCCGGAACAAGUUUGUAAUAACUGCAUUGCUUGACAUGUAUGCAAAAUGUGGGUUUGUAUUGGACGCGAGAAGAUUAUUUGAUAUGAUGGAUGAUGAGGAUAAAGAUCUUAUUGCAUGGACUGCUAUGAUUUGUGGAUACACUAAGAUGGCUAUGAUGGAUGAUGCGCAAAGACUGUUUGAUAGCAUGAGCCAGCGCAAUGUGAUUUCUUGGACUGCAAUGGUUGCAGGGUAUGCAAAAUGUGGUGAUAUGAGAGCGGCAAAGGAGUUUUAUGAUAGGAUGAUAGAGAAGAAUUCUGUGACAUGGGUUGCUAUGAUUGCAGGGUAUGGGAAGUGUGGUGAUGUGAGUGAGGCUAAAAGAGUGUUUGAUGAGAUUUUGGAACCUGAUGCUUCAUGCUGGGCAGCAAUGGUGGCUUGUUAUGCACAAAAUGGGUAUGCUGAGAAAAGUAUUGAAUUGUAUAAGGUGAUGAGAGAAAAAAAUGAGAGAAUCAGUGAGGUAGCAAUGGUGGGAGCUAUCUCAGCUUGUACACAACUUGGAGACAUUGAAAUGGCAACUAAAUUGGCUGAGCAUGUGGAGCAAGGUUGCUGUGAGCGAACACUCUAUGUAUCCAAUGCACUUAUCCAUAUGCAUGCAAAAUGUGGAUGUUUGGUUCAAGCUCAGAGAGAAUUUGAUAGAAUGAAGGAAAAAGAUGUGAUAUCAUAUAGUGCAAUGAUCAUGGCCCUUGCUGAACAUGGGAAGUCCCAAGAAGCACUGGAUGUAUUCUUGAAGAUGAAAAAUGAAGGAAUAAAGCCAAACCAGGUCACAUUCAUUGGAGUCCUUAAUGCAUGUAGUCAUGGAGGGCUGGUUGCAGAAGGGUGCAAGCACUUUGAGAAGAUGACUCGAGUUUUUCGUAUGGAGCCCUUGACUGAGCACCUUACUUGCAUGGUUGAUCUCCUUGGAAGGGCCGGGCAAGUUGAAAAGGCAUACAGUCUAAUAAUGCAAUACAAAAAUGCCUUUGAUGGAGGAACUUGGGGAGCUUUGCUGGGAGCUUGUAAGGUUCAUGGUAAUGCUGAAUUGGGUGAGAUUGCAGCCAGGAAUCUCUUCCAACUUGAGCCCGAGAAUCCCGGAAAUUAUGUCCUUUUGGCAAAUAUUUAUGCAUCAGUAGGUAGGUGGAAAGAUUCAGAGAGCGUGAAGAUGAUGAUGAAUGAAAUAGGAAAGAAGAAAUCUCCUGGUUGUAGCUGGAUAUCAAGUUCAAAUGAAUAAAGAAUUUUCACAGCUUUUUGACUUUUUGUUUGUCAGCCUCCAUACUUGGCCAAACUGAUGUUAGUGUUUGUUAAUGGUUAUACAA
Messenger RNA from Pistacia vera, 1928 nucleotides. Its product is annotated as putative pentatricopeptide repeat-containing protein At5g37570. The coding region runs from base 155 to 1843 and encodes 562 amino acids. Gene Ontology annotation, molecular function: RNA binding; protein binding. The record is from RefSeq and is a predicted model, not a curated record. Gene Ontology annotation, biological process: RNA modification. Lineage: Eukaryota; Viridiplantae; Streptophyta; Magnoliopsida; Sapindales; Anacardiaceae. The transcript is spliced from 2 exons.